AUACCGGGCACCCUUCCAUCCGGGUUCUAAAACACGACGAUGAAGAAAGGUUGUCAGCAAACAGAAUAAGAAGGAAAACUAAUUGGCAAUUCACUGCCACCUUGUGGAACAAAUCCAGAAGUAAGGAGCAGGUAACUGCACCAAACAGGUACAGCAACUGGUUGGUUAUUAGAGUCACAGUGUGACGUUCCUCUAUAUCGGAUCCUUUCAGGCAUAGGUAAAGGGUUUUUGGGUUGGGAAUGGCCUUCCAGCUAUACCGAGGAUUCAAAGAAGAUGGGACUAUGUGUGUUAGAAUAAAAAGUUUGGAAGUUCAAGAAAACAAAAUGGAUGAAGAUGACAUGAUGGGAAGUGGGCAGUGGAGGAAAAGACCUUUCCAGGAUGAUGAUAUGUAUGGAAUAGGAGCAUAUCCAUCUGAUCCAUCAUAUAGAGGAAUGGAACCUCCAUCUACCAACUACCGUAAACAAGAUCCAUAUCAAAAUUACAAUCAGUCUUAUACUGGUGGAUAUAAAGAACAAGGUGGUGGAGGAGCAAGCAGUCAGGAAUCUGAGAUGAGUGGAAACAGUUGGAGUUCUUUCUUUGAUGAAUCUGGUUCAUUUAAUCCUGAUGGAAGCACACCUAAACCACAAGCACCAAAACCUAAACAGCUAAGUCUAGGGUAUGGUGGACAGAGUAUGUAUUCUCAAGGUUAUGACUUUUCACAGGAUGUUCCCAUAGAGAAGGAUUAUAACCAGUGGGGUCGUGGAGGUGGAGGUGGUGUCAAAAGAAGUAAACCAAACAGGGGUGGUAGAGGUGGACGAGGAGGAGGAGGUGGGCAGUCUACAAAGCCUUGGGGACAAGGACCAUCACCAUGGAGUUCAGGAGGUUCUUCAUGGGACGGACCUUCAUCAUGGGAGGAUACUUCUAGCUGGCAGGAUCUGGGGUAUAGUAGUUAUCCACCAAAGAGUGAAAAUCAAAGAGGAGGUUUCAAGAGAGGAGGUGGAAGAGGAGGUGGUGACCGUGGUAGAGGUCAAGGCCGUGGAGGAGGAAGAGGGGGUUUUGAUCGUGGCAGAGGUCAAAGUCGAGGAGGACAAAGAGGUGGCAGAGGAAGAGGAAAUCAAGGAGUUCAGCAAAAUAAACCAGGAAUGCCACCAAACCAGAUUGGAGGUUUUGCAAAAAAGCGAGGAGGAAUGAAACAAACAACAGUACCUCCAGUUCACAGUAUGGCUAAUGUAGCAAAAUUAGAUGUUUCCCAGAUGUCAACAGCUGAAAAGAUUCGUAGAUUCUGUUUAUUUUUACAAACUGAUGUCUCAAAAGUCAAUGCCAUCCAAACAAUAGAAAAUGGAAUUACUGGAAGCAAAUUGGGUUUAAAGACAGAAUACAAGUGUGAAGAACUUAUGAAAGUUGCCAACAAAUGGAUGUAUACAGGUUGUCUGCAUUUGUCUGGAGUUUUUCUAGCUCGGUCUGUUGGUGGCAACAAGAAGGAGGUCAAACAUGACACAUAUUCAAAGGGAUUAGAUAUACUGAAGUCCAAGACAGUUGCUGAAAUAUAUUCUGGUAUAGACCCUGGUCCUGAUGCCAUCAGAAAUGAAUUAAGCAGUUCAUUAGAUAAAGAUAUGGACAUCAGUAAGCAAGCAUCUAAUGCUUUACAGAAGCAAGAACUGAUUGCAACAACUUUAGCUACAAAAGAAGAAGGAUUUAUAAAACUGGUCCAUUAUCUCAAAACUUAUGAAAAAUUACCUGAAUCGAAGAUUGGAGCCAUUGAACAAGCUGUUACUGCUUCUAAAUGUGGAUUGGAUCAUAAGUAUGAGGAUCGACAGGCUAGACUGCCAACAGGAAAGAUGAUUUUCAGGGGAACAUUGACCAUUGAAGGUAUUGUCAUUGCUCGCUCAACUGGUCCCAAAAGAAAAGAAACAAAGGCACAGACAUAUGCUAUGGCUUAUGAGAGUUUUAGUGAUAAGCCCAUCCAUGAAAUAUUGAGAGGUAUUCCUGAUGAAGAAGACUUUAUUAACAGUGAGAAAGCUCUCUUCAGUUCUCCAGAUGUAAAGAAAAAUAUGACUUUAGAAGAAAAAUUGACUGCCCUAAUGGGAAUUAUCAAGGACACUCAGUUUCAAGAGAACAAUAUAAACACUAUAGAUUGCAGUGCCCUCCAUUUGGGACUUACUCCAACUUGUAUAUACAGGAAAAGUAUUGAAGAUGGGUCAUCAGGUAAUCUCAUCUGUGAACUGUACUUGGAUAAUGUACUUAUUGGUACAGGUGAGUCAGAAAGGAGGAAAGAAUCACAGAUGGAGGCUUACAACAGUGCAUACGAUACUCUCUGUACAUCCACCAGUGAUUAUAUUCUGAGAGAACACAAACGUCUUAAGCCUGAAGAUACUAAUGAUCCAAACAUUGUGGAUGUUUGGGUAAAAGGAGAAGGCAAGCAUAACAUUGACUCUAACAUGGCUGGUUUGAAAAGGUACAGGCAUAAUCCAGAUGAUCCAAAGAAGACAGUGGAGACAUUUGUCAUUUUAGAACAUGAUGACUGGGCCAUGGAUAGGAAAAGGCAGGCAUUCUGUAUACUUAAUUACAGUGCAACCUUAAAUGGGAUGCUACUUCAGUGGAAUAUUGAAGCAGAUGGCAGUCUCUUUAAAUGUGAGAUCAAAUUACAAGGACAACACAUUGGAGAAGCAUAUGGACCAAGUAAGGGUACUGUAAGGAACUUGGCAGCUGCUGAUGCUUUGUUUAGAUUAUAUGAAACGCAGAGUGUUGUCAAGAUUUUGAGAAGAGAUGAUAGUAAACUUUGGAUUGCCUAUGAGAAUAUAGCAUCAAAAGCUGAUGCUGUCAGGCAGGCCAGUGGAGAGGAAGAGGUCAAACCUGAGGAGCCUCCAAAGGAGGUGAAGGAAGGGGAACCACAACCUUUAGCUCCUCCUAACAAAUGGGUGAUGAAAAUUGUUGAGGAAAUUCUGAACACAUUUAAUAAUAAUUUCACACUUGAUGAACUCAUAUUUGGUCCUGGUAUGCCUGUUCCUGAAAAGAAAGCAGUCACAGACCUAGCUAAACUUCUGGAGUUGAAAGUGAGCACUCGUCAGAGAGAUGGUCAAGGGUAUAUUGUCAUUCAUAAAAGCAGGACACCACAAGAAAUGGUCAAAUGUUUGUCGCAACAUCAAGGCACAAGUGGUAGAUAUUCCUUAAUUGCAGCAGCCAACCUUCCAAAGCACUCGGACAUAGAAGAGGAAAUUCGUAGAACUACGCCAAAUGCCACCGUUGCUAAUCCUAAGCCCAUCAUUCAGACAAAGAAACGUGUGUCACAUAUCAAAGGUCAACAAGCUCAGAGUAUUAUGAUGAGAUUAGCUGGUGUUGCUGAAGCUUCUAUGGAAACACUUCAGUUUAAACAAGAACCAUCAUUUGAUCAGCCAAAGAUAAAUUGGCUCUGAAUGUUCUGAUUUUAGUAUGUCUUGUUAUUUCAAAAACCAUAUGGAUGUUUCAUUGGCAUACAUAGAUUUCUAACAUUUCACUACCACUCUAUUAGGACAAGUGUAAUGAAGCAGUUUUGUAAUUCAUAUUGAUGUCAACUGUUACAAAAUCAGCUGUCAAUUAUCAUUAUCAGUGGAUAAACAUAUGAAACUCAAGGCCACUUUUGAGAUAUAUUCAACAAAUUUUAAGUUUUAGGUACAUGUAUAUUACUUUUUUAAUUCAUAGAAAACAUUAAUGUGUUGUUUUUUUUUUUUUUGUAUUUAUGUUUGUUAAUUUUUUACAAGCUGGAGGGUUCUUUCAGACUGAAGAAUGAAUAAGUAGUAAUUAUAUUUAGUUUAACAUUAUAUCUACUUUGAAGCAACAUUCCACUCCUGAUGCUAUUUUCUGAAAUAAUUGUCUUACUUGUAUAUGUCUAGUAACUUAGAAAAAGUAAAUAAAAGCAUUUAAAGUAACUAGAAGCUGGUCAUUUCAAUUGCUAUGAUAGGGUAAUUUACCAAAUUCAUAAAAGUAUAAUAUAAUCCAAGUAACUUGAUUAUGGAACAUAUGAGAAUUUUUUAUCUUUGAUUGCAAGCAUUUUAUUUCUUUUUUUAACAUUAAUAUUAUUGUGGUGUUAAAAGUUUGAUGUUAAUACUCCUUUGGACCAAGUUUCUGGCCACUGUCCUUGUUUUGAAAUUGUAAGAAUUUGUCCCUACUUUAAAUCUGUGCCCUUUAGCUAUAGGUAAACCGUUUCUGCAGAUAAAAUUUCUCUUUGUUUCAUUGUUUGUUUUA
Mytilus californianus (California mussel) is the source of this 4200-nucleotide messenger RNA. RefSeq lists its product as uncharacterized. The transcript is spliced from 11 exons. Bases 240 to 3392 code for a protein of 1050 amino acids. The record is from RefSeq and is a predicted model, not a curated record. NCBI's taxonomy places the organism in Eukaryota, Metazoa, Mollusca, Bivalvia, Mytilida, Mytilidae.